This is a messenger RNA of Emericellopsis cladophorae, 1050 nucleotides long. RefSeq lists its product as uncharacterized. The transcript has a single exon. Gene Ontology annotation, biological process: ergosterol biosynthetic process. Lineage: Eukaryota; Fungi; Ascomycota; Sordariomycetes; Hypocreales; Bionectriaceae. The record is from RefSeq and is a predicted model, not a curated record. Bases 1 to 1050 code for a protein of 349 amino acids. Gene Ontology annotation, molecular function: C-4 methylsterol oxidase activity; iron ion binding.
AUGGCCACCCAAGUCAACCCCAAGGACUCCAUGAAGUCCACCUGGCGAUCCAAGGAUCGCUCGCAAUGGACAACCUAUCACUGGUUCUACGAGGUCCUCGGUAUUCAUUCUGUCGACCUUGACAGAGAGGUUCCCGUCCACAGCAAGCAGGACAAGGUGCCCUACGCCCCUGAAUGGCAGGUGCAUCGAUGGGUGCUCACGCACGCCUUUGCGCCUCUCGUCAUCCACCAGUGCAUCUACCACUUCACGGGGCACAACCUCACAGCCCUUCAAGCCUUUGUCUUCUACAGCUUCGCGUUCAAGGCAAACGCCAUCCACGAGCUUCACAUGCUCCGCCGCAUUGGCCACAUUGUGGGUUUCCUGGACGGCGACGUCCACGAGCGUGAUGGUGUGCCUGACGUGGGCGUGGCCAAGACUGUCCGCUCGCUGCUCUCGACCUCGACCUUCCGACCCGUCUUCACCGUCUUCCUCGCCUACCGCGCCAACCAGACCCCCAUGGACAUGCACUGGCGAUGGCUGCUUCUCGAGGUCGGCCUCUACGGCAUCAUCCUCGACUUCUGGUUCUACUGGUACCACCGCCUCAUGCAUGAGGUCGGCGCCCUCUGGCAGUACCACCGCACGCACCACCUCACCAAGCACCCCAACCCGCUCCUGACACUCUACGCGGACCUGGAGCAGGAGUUGUUCGACAUUGCCGGCAUACCGCUAGCCACGUACUUUACAAUGAAGGCAAUGGGCAUGCCCAUGGGCUUCUACGAGUGGUGGGUCGGACAUCAGUUUGUCAUGUUUGCGGAGCUGGCGGGUCACAGUGGCAUUCGAAUCUACACGGAACCGCCGAACCCUUUCACCUGGCUCUUACGCUUGGCUGGGUGUGAGCUCAUCAUCGAGGAUCACGAUAUGCACCACCGAAAAGGCUGGAAGGCCAGUGGCAACUAUGGCAAGCAGACCCGUCUCUGGGACAAGAUCUUUGGCACGUUGAAGGAACGUGUGGAGUGUGAGGAGCAGAACAUUGACUGGGAUACCUCGAUCGAUGUGCCGCUGUUUUGGUAG